Molecule: messenger RNA, 853 nt
Organism: Coffea eugenioides
Lineage: Eukaryota; Viridiplantae; Streptophyta; Magnoliopsida; Gentianales; Rubiaceae
Product: callose synthase 2
Exons: 4
Coding region: 140-553 (137 amino acids)
Biological process (GO): late endosome to vacuole transport via multivesicular body sorting pathway
Cellular component (GO): multivesicular body
Source: RefSeq, a predicted model, not a curated record
CGCCACAGUCCUCUACAGCUCCACUUUCCCAAAUGAAAUCUUUCUUGGUAAAUUUCUAGUUGUUUUUACUGUUCUCAAGUCAUCUGUGAAUUGUAGGGUAAUUUGAUUUUUGUUAUUGAGAUUAUAAGUUAAAAGAAGGAUGGCUUACCAAAGGAGGGGAUCAGACCUCCAACCACAGAGGCAUAUUCUGCGGACACAGGCUGCUGGUAAUCUAGGGGAGUCUAUGAUGGACAGUGAGGUGGUGCCAUGUUCACUGGUAGAGACUGCACCAAUUCUCCGUGUUGCCAGUGAGGUUGAGCCAAUUAAUCCCGGGGUUGCUUAUCUCUGUCGAUGCUAUGCCUUUGAGAAAGGUCACCGUUUGGAUCCAACAUCAAGUGGACGACGAGUCCAUCAGUUCGAAACAGCCUUGAUUCAACGUUUGGAAAGGGAAAAUGAUACAACAUUAGCUGGAAGGACAAAGAGUGAUGCUCGAGAAAUGCAGAGUUUCUAUCAGCACUACUACAGGAAGUAUAUUCAGGCGUUGCAGAAUGCUGCUGAUAAAGCUGAUCAGUAGGUUAUCUGCAGUUGUGGGCAUUAAUUUCUUAAUAGCUAAGUGCAGAUUCCUUGCUUAAUGAUUCUUUAUGAUCUCCUAAUCUGUCCAGUGCCCAACUCACAAAAGCAUACCAAACUGUUGCUGUACUUUUUGAGGUCUUGAGGGCCGUUAAUUUGACAGAAUCAGUUGAAGUGGCCGAUGAGAUGCUCUACUUUCUUUCCUUGUAGGUCAUAGAUAAUCUUGAUUGUACAGGAAAGUAUACUGGCAAUUUGCAGACGAAGUCUUUUCUAUGCAUCUGCUUGAGGAGGUUUCAUCCUGUUA